Callorhinus ursinus (northern fur seal) is the source of this 1353-nucleotide messenger RNA. RefSeq names its product divergent protein kinase domain 2B (gene DIPK2B). The record is from RefSeq and is a predicted model, not a curated record. Lineage: Eukaryota; Metazoa; Chordata; Mammalia; Carnivora; Otariidae.
GCAGCCCUGAGUGGGCAGCUGAAGCCUGCAGCGGGGAAUCCUGAGCAGGAGAUGGAGCCCCAGCUGGGGCCUAAGGCUGCCGGCCUCGGCCCAGGCUGGCCCGUGCUGCUGCUGUGGGUCUCAGCCCUGAGCUGUUCUCUUUCUUCGCUGGCUUCUCCCUCUCCUUCUCUGGUGCCCCGAAGCAGAACCAGCUAUAAUUUUGGAAGGACUUUCCUCGGUCUUGAUAAAUGCAAUGCCUGCAUCGGGACAUCAAUUUGCAAGAAGUUCUUUAAAGAAGAAAUAAGGUUUGACAGCUGGCUGGCUUCCCCCCUCGGACUGCCUCCCGACUACUUGCCUUCUUACCCUGCAAAUUACUCAGAUGAUUCCAAAACCUGGCGCCCUGUGGAGGUCUCCAGGCUGGUCAGCAAACAGCAAAGUGACAUCUCAGACAGGAGAAUCUGCGCCUCUGCAGCAGCCCCAAAGACCUGCAGCAUCGAGCGCAUCCUGAGGAAAACCAGGAGGUUCCAGAAAUGGCUGCAGGCCAAGCGCCUCACACCAGACCUGGUGCAGGGCCUGCCCAGCCCCUUCCUGCGCUGCCCGUCGCAGCGACUCCUGGACCGUGUGGUCCGGCGCUAUGCUGAGGUGGCCGACGCCGGCAGCAUCUUCAUGGACCACUUCACAGACCGAGACAAGCUGCGUCUGCUCUACACCCUGGCUGUCAAUGCUCAUCCCAUCCUCCUGCAGAUCUUCCCGGGCGCCGAGGGCUGGCCGCUGCCCAAGUACCUGGGCUCCUGCGGCCGACUGGCGGUCAGCACCAGCACCAGCCCGCUGCGGGACUUCUACGGCGCGGCCCCGGACCAGGCGGCCGACCUGGCCUACCAGCUCCUCGGUGUCCUCGAGUCCCUGAGGAGCAAUGACCUGAACUACUUCUUCUACUUCACCCACGUCGACGCGGGCACAUUUGGCAUCUUUAACAAUGGGCAUCUGUUCAUCCGGGAUGCCAGCGCCUUGGGCGUCAUCGACAAGCAGGAAGGCAGCCCGGCAGCUGCCGGAGCAGGAGAGAGUAAAGACAUCUUCAGCUGCCUGCUUUCGGGCUGCCAGGCCGAGCUGCCCUCCUGCUACACCAUCCCGGAGAAGCAGAGCCUGGUGCUCGUGUGUCGGCAGCUGCUACCUCGACUCCUCCAGGGGAAGUUCCCCUCUCCGGUGCAGGAGGAGAUAGACACGGCACUUGCCCAGUGUGGGGAGGGCGCCCACCCCGACCCCGAAGUGCUCGGGGCCGCCAGCCGGCUGAAGGACAUCUUGAGACCCCUGAGAACCUGUGACCCCAGAUUCGCCUACCGCUACCCAGACUGCAAGUAUAAUGAUAAGUUCUGA